Molecule: messenger RNA, 450 nt
Organism: Arctia plantaginis
Lineage: Eukaryota; Metazoa; Arthropoda; Insecta; Lepidoptera; Erebidae
Source: the annotation of a GenBank genome assembly
AUGGCAUCAAUGCGAGACCAAAAAAUCGAGCAGCAACGCCAGUUAAUGGAACAAAAAAUGAAACAGAAACGCCAGAAUUCCGGUAUGGUCCAAGCUAAUGACUUAAGGGUAGGAUCAGCAAAACGUCCAAUAUCUGGCAGCCGAUCCCGGGAGCUUCAUGGCUACGAUGGUCCGAUGCAAUAUCUUAUGUCACCAGUUAAUCCAGACCAAGUCAUACCCCUGCAAACAAAUAGAAUAUCAACAUAUGAUGAACUCGGUAAUCAGAUCGAAGUAUUGACUGUAGGCGAGGGGGAUGGCAGCGGGGAAGAGGAGGAAGAAAGUGUACCUGUAUGCAGGUGGGCCGCGACGCGGAGUACCCAUGAUAUUUGCGCGGACGCAGCUGUCGCACCCCUCCAUACUCAAUCUAGGAAGGACAUGUCACCUACAGGGGGAAAACGAGGUGGGUGGUGA